AUGGCUACGCGAUUUGUUCUAACAGUCGCAGUUUUUCAGCUCACGAUAUGGGAUUGUUGCGCCGUGAAUGGGAUAAUCUGGCGCAAGCGACAGCAGGAAUUCGUGCAGUUGUUCAGCAUCCCGGAAUUCGCCGCUCUUCAAAGGGAGAAUCUGGCUAAACACCGGGCAAUAGAGAUGCAGAACAUGAGGGGAGAAGUGGUGAAAGCUGUGUAUUACGAGGUGCCAACACGUGGUCUUGAAGAGAUCAACGAAAAGAAUAUGGUAAUGUUUCACGACAAUGAUACAAAACUCGACGGUAUUAUCGGCGACCUGUGGCAUCUUCUCGAGGAUUAUCUCAAUUUUACAUUCAUCCCGAUAAAAACCACCGACCGAAAUUUUGGCGAGAGGCUGGAAAACGGUAGUCAAAAUGGUCUGAUCGGUAUGCUCGCGAGAAACGAAGCGCAGGUAGUUAUGAGAAGUGCAUUUUAUCCAGCUUACCUAGACGUCGUGGACUAUACAACACCUCUCUGGGAAAGCAAGUUUCAUAUUUAUGUUCGACCAGAAUGGCUGUCCGAUAAUACAUGGAUAUUUACACUCUUUUCGUGGCAAAUGUGGUUGUAUAUACUGUCUUUGUUCGCCAUCUUAAGCUGCGUCGGCUAUUAUCUGCAGAAAGUACCGAUGGACAAGCCCAAACACAAAAGAGAAGACUUCAGAAAUUUCAGUCUAGGCGAUCAUGUUUUCUAUUCGUUCACCAUAAUGAGCGCGCGAGGCCACAUACCUGACGCUUAUUACAACAAAUUCAAGAUCUUGUCGAUAUCGAAGAGUAUUUUCGCAUGGCUAAUACUGUUAGCCUUUAGUUCUCAUCUUAUAUACAUCAUGACAAAUAAAAAAAUGGAGUUGCCGUUUAAGGAUAUAGAAUCUCUUAUUAACAAUACGAAAUAUGUCUUAUUAGCGGACCGUGGCACCUUUCUCUACAAUUAUCUUAAACAAAAAUAUGGAGCCAGGAUCGGCAAUCAUCCGUUUGCGCGUGUGCGUUUCAUAGAGAUCGCGGAGGAUAUGCACAAUGAGAUUUGCAACAACAUGAAGAAAUACGCGAUGUUUGAGAUCGAGGACCAAUUUAUGGCGAUGAACAGAAACGGCUGCCCGCUUCGAGCCACGGGCAAUUACAAUCACACCUGGAUAACGUUCGCACUCCAAAAGAACUAUCGCUAUAAGAAGACCAUUAAUUCCGCACUCAUCAAAUUCAAAGAAGUCGGAUUACUGGAUGGUCUUGAGGACCGUUGGUUUAAUAUCAGAUUGGAUCAUAUGGAACGGGAAAUAUUCAAAAUGGUCGAUUUCCACCAAGUCAAUCUGAUCUUUCUAAUACUGAGCUACGGGGUGCUGAUAUCACUUGUGAUACUCGUUCUGGAAAAUAUAACGUAUUAUUACAAUAUGAAGAUUGCACGCAGAUAA
Messenger RNA from Vollenhovia emeryi, 1431 nucleotides. Its product is annotated as glutamate receptor 2-like. NCBI's taxonomy places the organism in Eukaryota, Metazoa, Arthropoda, Insecta, Hymenoptera, Formicidae. The transcript has 7 exons. Bases 1 to 1431 code for a protein of 476 amino acids. Gene Ontology annotation, molecular function: glutamate-gated receptor activity. Gene Ontology annotation, cellular component: membrane. The record is from RefSeq and is a predicted model, not a curated record.